AUGGCUUCGUCCGACAGUGCGGGAACGGAUCUAAGGCAGGGAGAAAAUCCCAGUAACCUCGAAGGCACUCGCAAAGCUCUGCUCAACAAAUCUGACUGGCUUGGACUCGCCACUUCACGACCAUUGAAGCUCCAUCAACGUACCCGGGACGACAUAGAAGGGAUAGGUCGUCGACGCAAGAAAGCACAAGUCAAGCAGGGAAUGGUGAUGCGCCAAAAGGAAUCGAAGCUCAGCGUGUCACGCUCAGUACCGCCCGCUCCCGAGAUUUCGUCACUACACACGGACGAGAUCAGUCUGAGAAUAGGCUCCAAUAUACAUCAGACCCAAACCACCUCCAGCGUCUUUGUUCGCAAAGAGCCUGUCCACACAGAAGAAAGAGCUAUACUUGACCUGUCGCCACCCAGAAAGUCUGUUGAAGAAGAGAAAAUACGCAACACAGGGGAAGAGACGUGGAGAAAAGAGAGCUCUGACAGUGUCCAAGUCCAUACUUGUCGCCCAGGCAGGAGAAAUACACCUGAUCUCGAAUCCGCUAACGAACCAAAUCUUGUCGCCCUUAAUGAAGCGGUUGCUCUUGGCCUCACGUCCUGGGACAGGGUCCGCAGGCACGCUCGGUCUGCGACCAAGACGAGUGUUUCGAUCGCGCACUCGUUGUCCCACGAAGGAUGUCCAGCACCUUUAGAUUCCGAAGUGGACGUCCACUGUAAGCAUGAAUCCUGUCAACUUGAUGAGGAACUUUCUAUUCCUGAUGGUUUUGACGGAGACUUCUCGCUGCAACGGACAAUACAACCCUUUCCAGACCUAAUUCGCCGUGGUAUUGCGGUGGGACUUCUGAAAGAUGGCAUGAGCCAAAGUUCAUGUCCAUUAUCCUUUCCCCAGCAGACUCUACAUUCUAGUCAGAGUCAUCCUUUAGCUGAAGAAGGGACGGAAGAUCCAUACGAAAACGAUAUAGGUCUCGAUGCUAAAGUGGUACUGAGCCAAGAGUUUACGUUGGAUGACCAAGUGAAACUAGAGCAGACCGUGGAAGGGCUUGAGCGAGAAGAUCGGCACCAAGGAGGAUCCUCGUCCGCUGCUGACAAUGUAGGACAGCGCGAUGCGAUUGAUUCGCUGUGGUUUUUUGACGGCAUCAGCACUUCCGCAACUGGUGUCAUGAUUGAUUCUGGGCGUGCGUUUGUCUUCAGUUCAAACGAGGCCGAGUCUGACGCCAGCUAUCAUCCUGUCGCUAUGGAUACUGACAAGGAACAUCCAUCUCGAACAGAUGAACUUGCCGACAACAUUAGCAGCGAGACAGGGUACCCUGUUACCUGCCAGGGUGUCGAGGAACGCGCCCCCUUGAGUACAGAACACCGCCCCCGUAUGACAUUCACUCGUCAACGAGGGCAACAUGAGGAUCAAACAGGUGCUUCUGAAAUGACAGUCAUGCCAAACGCAGAACGAAGCACCGGUACGAACGAUAAAGCUUGGAUGAGAUAUGUUUGUCCAGAGGAGUUUGGUCAGGUACAGGAUGGAUUCCACUUUCAAGCUGGCACAGUCACACCAACGUCUAUCCCUUGUCUGCUCAAUGCCACCCCAGGCAUCGACAAACCCUGGUGUUCUGACUACAGCAAGCCCAGUCUUUGGGUCGGGCCACAACAACCGGGUCCAGAAUGUGGAAUUUUUAACUCACCUACUUCCAUUCCCAGUGCUGUAAACACAUCCAUUUUUAAAGCAUCCACACCUGGCUGUGAGCAUUCGGAGACAGAUUUCCUGUCACAACUCAGUCCCAUGGAGGGUUGUUUCGAUGAAAGACUGGUUGACACAUCACUAUACAGCAACGCCCCGAGAACGGACCCUGCGAUUGACACUAGCCCAAUCAGGAGUUUGCACAAGUUUCGAAAUACGGGGAUCACAGAGGUUCCGAGAUCCCUUCUACCGACGAAAAGAAAGGCGUCGGAUCCACCUACGGAACGACCAUCAUCAGAUUGGCUUAGACCCACAGAUUUGUCGGGGCGAGAAGCGUUGGCGUCAAUGUACGGGCUGACCAACGGCUGGCUCUCUGGCGACUUCGUAAGUACGAGUACUGUACAGAACGAUAGUGUGACAACAACCAUGGGAAGCCCAGCUACAGUAUUUCAACACCGGGCCAAUAAAUCUGGUAAUACUCACGCUUCGGUCUUGGAGAGUUUGGAGAAGAAUGGCCAGGGAUCGAGGAGAGUGGCACACCGAGAGGAGGUCCCUGCCAGCAUUUUCAGCAGGAGUGACAAGCUAACGGCAGAUAUGUCGCCGUCUCUCUCGUGUAGAAGCGCGAGAUCGACGAAUGGAGAUUACGUGCAAGCAACAGCAUUUCCGUUGUGGUCUGACGUCUCGACCACUGCAUCGACACAGUUUGCCAGCUUGGAACCUACGAAUACCCUUCUGUCAGCUUCGAUGCCGUCAGUGAGCCAAUUGAGGCCUGGUGAAGAAGAGAACCAGGUCGUGGACACGCAUGCCACUCGAUCACGAUAUCUUGUUCGAGGAGCCAUAGGGAUUGCUACUCAGAUACCGCUCUGGGGCGAGGGUCAAGGAUAUGUUUGA
This is a messenger RNA of Fonsecaea nubica, 2550 nucleotides long. RefSeq lists its product as hypothetical. The coding region runs from base 1 to 2550 and encodes 849 amino acids. The transcript is spliced from 2 exons. The record is from RefSeq and is a predicted model, not a curated record. Lineage: Eukaryota; Fungi; Ascomycota; Eurotiomycetes; Chaetothyriales; Herpotrichiellaceae.